AUGCGCGAAACGGUGGAUAUGGUGGACGACCCAGAGUAUGAAGAGGAGGAGCCCUCCUUCAGCGACCCGGAGGACUUCGUUGAUGACAUCGAAGAUGAGGAGCUUCUGGAAGAAGUCUUGCGGGAGAAGCCCCAAGAGGCUGACGGCAUAGACUCGAUGGUGGUGGUGGACAACGUGCCUCAAGUGGGGCCAGAGCGUUUGGAAAAACUCAAAAACGUCAUACACAAGAUCUUCUCCAAGUUCGGCAAGAUUACGACUGAGUUUUACCCGGAGGCUGAAGGCAUGACCAAAGGAUACAUUUUCUUGGAGUACGCGGCUCCCACUCAGGCUCUGGAGGCGGUGAAGAACGCAGAUGGUUACAAACUCGACAAACAGCAUACUUUCAGGGUCAACCUCUUCACUGACUUUGACAAAUACAUGAAUAUCAGUGAUGAGUGGGAGACUCCUGAGAAGCAGCCUUUUAAAGACUUUGGCAAUAUGCGCCACUGGAUUGAGGAGUCAGACUGCCGUGACCAGUUCAGUGUGAUCUACGAAUCUGGAGAAAGGACCGCCAUUUUCGCCAAUGACGUUAAAGAGCCUCUCACCGUUGAAGAGAGAGCACGCUGGACAGAGACCUAUGUUCGCUGGUCUCCUAAAGGCACCUACCUUGCCACCUUCCACCAACGUGGCAUCGCCCUGUGGGGUGGCGAGAAGUUCAAACAGAUCCAGAGGUUCAGCCAUCAGGGCGUGUCCCUCAUCGACUUCUCACCAUGUGAGAGGUAUGUUGUGACCUUCAGUCCCUUGAUGGACACCAAGGAGGAUCCACAGGCCAUCAUCAUCUGGGACAUUCUGACUGGACAGAAGAAGAGAGGCUUCCACUGCGAAAGCUCUGCACACUGGCCCAUAUUUAAAUGGAGCCAUGAUGGGAAGUUCUUUGCUAGGAUGACUCCAGACACGCUGAGCAUCUAUGAAACUCCAUCGAUGGGCUUAUUGGAUAAGAAGAGUCUCAAGUGCACUGGGAUCAAGGACUUCUCGUGGUCUCCUGGGGACAACAUCAUAGCGUUCUGGGUACCUGAGGACAAGGACAUCCCAGCCAGAGUGACUCUGAUGCAGUUGCCUUCCCGUCAGGAGAUCCGCGUCCGCAAUCUCUUCAAUGUCGUCGACUGCAAACUGCACUGGCAGAGGAACGGAGAUUAUCUGUGUGUGAAAGUGGACAGGACUCCCAAAGGGACACAGGGCGUGGUUACCAACUUUGAAAUCUUCAGGAUGAGAGAGAAGCAGGUUCCUGUCGAUGUGGUGGAGAUGAAGGAAAGCAUCAUAGCAUUUGCCUGGGAGCCCAACGGCAGCAAGUUUGCUGUCCUUCACGGCGAGUCUCCAAGAAUCAACGCCUCCUUCUACCAUGUCAAAAACAACGGCAAGAUUGAGCUCAUCAAGAUGUUCGAUAAGCAGCAGGCCAACAGCAUCUUCUGGAGCCCCCAGGGACAGUUUUUGGUUCUGGCCGGCCUCAGGAGUAUGAAUGGAGCUCUUGCCUUCGUGGACACGUCAGACUGCACCAUGAUGAACAUAGCCGAGCACUACAUGGCCUCGGACGUGGAGUGGGACCCGACCGGUCGAUACGUGGUCACCUCCGUCUCCUGGUGGAGCCACAAGGUGGAUAAUGCAUACUGGCUGUGGACAUUCCAAGGCCGUCUCCUUCAGAAAAACAACAAGGACCGCUUCUGUCAGCUACUCUGGAGACCCAGACCUCCCACUCUGCUCAGCGCAGAUGAGAUCAAGUUGAUCAAGAAGGAUCUUAAGAAAUACUCCAAGAUCUUUGAGCAGAAGGAUCGUCUGAGCCAGUCCAAGGCUUCCAAGGAGCUGGUCGACAAGCGCAGGGCCAUGAUGGACGACUACCGUCGCUAUCGGGAGACGGCACAACAGAUCUAUCAGGAACAGAAGAGCAUCCGCCUCGAGCUCAGAGGAGAAGUGGACACGGAUGAGCUGGACAGCAACGUGGACGACUGGGAGGAGGAGACCAUUGAGUUUUUUAUCAACGAAGAAAUCAUUCCCAUUGGAGAUCUGUAG
Messenger RNA from Menidia menidia (Atlantic silverside), 2043 nucleotides. Lineage: Eukaryota; Metazoa; Chordata; Actinopteri; Atheriniformes; Atherinopsidae. The record is from the annotation of a GenBank genome assembly.